AUGGUAGAGUUGGCCGUGGGAGAAAUCCCGUCCGAGAACAGUCUUCGUGUGUAUGACGGCGAAGACGACACGAGAGGCCGAUUCUCUUUCGCCGUUAUUCUGUUGCACUCUAGUAACAACCUCAGAUUCUGCACCGGAAGUCUCUUGGACAUGAACUGGGUCCUCACGUCGGGCCACUGCGUAGAAAACCGGACACCUCUCGACAUGACAAUCAAAUAUGGAGACUUCACUAUAUAUGAAACGAAUAAAAUUGCAAGAGUAUACCAAAUAUUCAUCCAGCCGAGCUUCUCUCACGUUCACGGCAUCAAUGACAUCGCACUGGUGUUCAUCGAGAAAAUUAAUGGAAAAACGUACGGGAAACUCCUGGCGCUUGACUAUAAAACGUUGUUCGGGCUGCCCGUCAGGUACGCCGGUUUCGGAAGAAUAUCCAAGGAUCUCAGGCCCUCGAGCCGCCUUGAGAUUAUGGAAGAGCAGCUGCAUCCGCUGCAAGUCGGUAGAGGUGUAGUGAUCCCUUGCGAGUCUUACGAGUCGUUUAAAUAUAGUACGCUGUGUAUAGCACCGAGAUGUAAAAAGGACCAGCAGCAGGCUCGUUCGGGAGACGCCGGCGGCCCGCUCAUGUACAGAGGAUGGAUCGUCGGGGUCCAGAGGAAUAUCAUUACCAAAUACGACCUUGCCAUAACGCAGUAUAUACCCGUUUCUUUAUACUUAGUUUGGAUUCGGAAUAUAAUGCAAUCUGUUGGCAACUAUACGGGAAAAAAUUAAUGAUCAAUUU
Cydia strobilella is the source of this 772-nucleotide messenger RNA. RefSeq names its product chymotrypsin-2-like. Gene Ontology annotation, biological process: proteolysis. NCBI's taxonomy places the organism in Eukaryota, Metazoa, Arthropoda, Insecta, Lepidoptera, Tortricidae. The transcript has a single exon. Gene Ontology annotation, molecular function: serine-type endopeptidase activity. The record is from RefSeq and is a predicted model, not a curated record. The coding region runs from base 1 to 762 and encodes 253 amino acids.